This is a messenger RNA of Botrytis fragariae, 2178 nucleotides long. RefSeq lists its product as uncharacterized. Bases 1 to 2178 code for a protein of 725 amino acids. The record is from RefSeq and is a predicted model, not a curated record. The transcript is spliced from 3 exons. Lineage: Eukaryota; Fungi; Ascomycota; Leotiomycetes; Helotiales; Sclerotiniaceae.
AUGUUUCACAGUAGCAAAUCUUCAAAAGUUACUCUGCAUAAGAAACUCUUUGCACCAGUAUCAAUUACUAGUGCUUUGGGGUCUGGUUCUUCGACAGAACCUAAAGCAACGAUACCGGUCCUGUUGCCGGCCGAUCCGGUAUUAGAGACAGAAGUGCAAGCGGAAGUAGAGAUACAAACACAGGAACAAAAUAUUGUAUCUGUUUCUUCAAUAACAAUCUCUGAUUCGGCUUUGCCUCCUGCUACAAUUCCAACCCCGGUUCCCAACGCUCGUUCGAUCACAGAUACAGUAGAACCGCAGGAUACUCAAGCGGAAAACAAAGUUGUUGCGAACAGCAUUCAAGUUCUACCUCCUAGUCCUCCUCGAUCUCCUUUUCACCCUUCAUCUUCUGCGUCCUCCUCAUCACACCAAUCCGCAAACCACAGACGCAACAUGUCUUCAACCUCAACCACAACUACACAAUUCGGUUCUCCACCCCCUUCAUACACACCGUUCGUUACAAAUCCUCUCCCCCAUCAGACCUAUCCAUAUCACGUGCAAAACCAAUAUAGCCACACAAACGGCUAUCGAUACCCGAAUGAAAACAUGUAUAGCAAUGAAAUUCCAGCGGGUAAUCAAUUUGUGAAUGCGCCUCUGAAUCAUCAACUUAUUCAUAGAACGGGAUUUGCACCUCCAUCUCCUUCUCCAUCUCCGAAUUUGCAACUUCCUGAUCUGGUGAAUGAGGUGUUGAGGUUGAGAGAUCGGUUGAAUUUGUUGGAGGGGGGUGCAUUGGCUUUACCGGGUGAGAGGGGUAGGGAUAGGGGAAGAGGAAGAGAUAGAAGAGGGGAUAUUGAAAAUGAUGAGGAGAGAAAAAAUAAGAAAGCAAAGGAAAUAGAAAGGGAAACUAAAGAAGCAAAAGAGAGAUGGGAAGAAAUUGAGAAAUGCGGAUUGGGGUAUGAGGAUUUUUUGGACGAGUUUUUUGGUCACGACUAUAGUGAUUGGAAGAUUGUAAAGUUUGAUUUUGAGGAGGGGGAGGUUGAGGAGGGCCUGCAGGUGGAAUUGGGAGAGCGGAUGGAAGUGGUAGAUGAGGUUCGUGAUGUGGAAGAGAAGAGUGGAGAUAAAUACGAAGAAGAAGAGGAGGAGGAGGAGGAGGAGGAGGAGGAGGAGACUGAGAGUGAGGAAUUCGAAACCCAAGAAAAAACUCCAGAAGACAAAAACCCAAAACCCGAAGACACAAUAACCCUCCUCCCAUCCGUGUUUAUCGACGAACGCUCAAAGUCUCGUUUACACCCUCCCUACUCAUCUUCCUCAUCGACAUUUUCCUCAUACUUCCCCCGCUCUUUAGCUCCCUCAACUCCACAAUACAAUCAACAAAAUUUCGAAGAAAUUCCUCUAAGAUGUACGCCAGUAGCCCCAGAUCCUCCUCGGAUUAUCCAACGACAACAUCCAGAUCCAUCGCUCCCGGAAUGCGGCUGUCAUUACUUCGUAGACGCUGGUUCGAUCAGCAAUGUAACGGUUAUAUAUCCUGUUGCUUCUUUGCCGCAAAGUAUGGAUGAUUUGGAAGAGGAGAAGGAGGUUGUUAGAUGUGUGUUGGAGGGAUGGAACAGAGGGAAUAUUGAUAAGUAUGGGCACCGUCCAUCGAAGAGAGCAUAUGCUGCUAUUAUCUACCCCGAUCCACAAGCCCCCCUCCCCCGCAAAAAACUACGCAUAGCACUUUCCUUCACCCCUAUAUAUCCCCCUACCUCAUCUUCCACAUCCACCAUUUCCACAACCCAGACUCCUACAAAUCCAGAAGAUAUAACAACAGAUACGUCUAUCUAUAUCAGCACUACGAAUGGAUGCACUUCCUUUUCACUGAGUGGUAAUAAUGGAGUUAUGGAUUAUGCGAAGUAUAAAGUGAAAUAUAGUAAUCAGGAUGUGCAUGAGAGACACGAUGGGAUUUUGGAGGUGGGGAGAUUGAGGGGGGCGUUGGGGUAUGAAGUAUUUGGGAAGAAAGGCGGGGAGGGAGGAGAAGGAAAGGGAGAAGAGAGGGGAGAGAGAGAUGGCACAGAAAACAAGAUAGGAGAUGAGGAAGAGCAUUGGGAAAACGAAGCGGUAAAAGAUAAGUGGAAAUAUGAUAGUCACGAUGUAGGAUGGGGAGACAAUAGGAAAGGAUAUGAAUUAGAGGAUAAAAAAGAGAUGGAAGGGGGUUGGAUUUGA